Molecule: messenger RNA, 1059 nt
Organism: Xenia sp. Carnegie-2017
Lineage: Eukaryota; Metazoa; Cnidaria; Anthozoa; Malacalcyonacea; Xeniidae
Product: U1 small nuclear ribonucleoprotein A-like
Exons: 6
Coding region: 235-897 (220 amino acids)
Biological process (GO): mRNA splicing, via spliceosome
Cellular component (GO): U1 snRNP; U12-type spliceosomal complex
Molecular function (GO): pre-mRNA intronic binding; U12 snRNA binding; U1 snRNA binding
Source: RefSeq, a predicted model, not a curated record
GACAAAUACUACACGCGGCCACGGUAAAGAAAUAUAAUGGUGGAUUUGCAAUACACGAUUCAAGUUUCCAAUAUAUCUGAUGUGAUCUCUAUCAAUCCUCGUUGUUAAACGAAGAACUUGACCACAAAUUUUUUAUUUGGAAGAAAAAAUUUGUCCGGAUAACAUAUAGUGUAUGUCUCUGGAGAUUCUUGUGGCUGGAUUUUGGAUAAAUUUUGUCUAAAUUAUCGCGAAAUCAUGGAGAAUCCACCAAACCAAACUGUUUACAUUAAUAAUUUGAACGAAAAAGUAAAGAAAGACGAGCUAAAAAAAUCGUUGUAUGCAAUAUUCUCUCAGUUUGGUAAUAUCUUGGACAUUGUUGCAUUGAAGACUUUAAAAAUGCGAGGCCAAGCUUUUGUGGUCUUUGCAGACAUUGCUAGUGCAACAAAUGCUCUUAGAUCGAUGCAAGGCUUUCCUUUUUUUGAUAAACCUAUGCGAAUACAAUAUGCAAAGACAAAGUCUGAUGCCAUUGCUAAACUUCAAGGAACAUAUGUCCCGAGAGAAAAGAAGCCCAGAGAAAAGAAACCUGAUGAACCCAAAAAGGCAUCAACAAAGAAAGCAACCUCUAAACAACAGCAAAGCAGAACACAAGCACAAAUGUCAGCUCAACCCAACAUGAUGUCCCAUAUGAUGCCAAUGCAACAACCUGAUGCUCCUGCCUUACCCAACAAGAUCCUCUUCUUGACACAAUUACCUCCAGAGACCACUCAGAUGAUGCUGGCCAUGCUGUUUAACCAGUACUAUUUCCUGGUUUCCGAGAAGUGCGACUUGUUCCAGGUAAAUCGGACAUUGCCUUUGUGGAAUUUGAGAAUGAAGUUCAAGCAGGAACAGCUAAGGAUGCUCUACAAGGAUUUAAAAUAACACCUACAAAUGCUAUGAAAAUAACUUUUGCAAAGAAAUGAAAAAUGGCAAGCAUUGACAGGUUUUACAUGCAUUUGUUCCUUUUAUUUGUCAUUUAUACAAUAUGGUGAAGGAAAUAGCUAUUAUUAAGAUUGCUGUAAUAUUAUAAGGAGGAAUUCGCUA